Stylophora pistillata is the source of this 2450-nucleotide messenger RNA. Its product is annotated as zinc finger protein 862. Lineage: Eukaryota; Metazoa; Cnidaria; Anthozoa; Scleractinia; Pocilloporidae. The record is from RefSeq and is a predicted model, not a curated record. Gene Ontology annotation, molecular function: protein dimerization activity.
CGAAACUAACGGUCGUUCACUCGUCAAAAACGAGUAAAAUGUACCAUUGGACGAGUGAGAAUUACGAUUACUCUUACCUUUGGACGAGUAGGCAGUUUCUUGUUUUUAUCUGCUUUGUAUUUUACGAAUUUUAAGUCAAUAAAAACAUCCAUUAAAUGUGUGCUUUGUCUUUAUUUACGAACGUGCAAAGGGGCAUGCCGUGACGCCAUUUUGAAAAUGGAGAGGAACUGGUUCGAGCAAAGACUUCCUAGCAUGCGCAGUAGAUAGCAGCAUGGCGGGAAAUUGAUUCGCAUCAUGGCCGCUCGCCGUUGUUUUUCUUUGCUUGGCUAUUUCAGAGGAACAGAGCAAAAUACAAAGCAAAGUACAAGCAAAGAUAAAGAAGCUUCAACAACAACAGACUGUGAAGAUUCUGAGCCAAAAGCUAAAAAAGCCAAAAAGGAAAGGGCUUUUAAGGAAGCAUGGAGAAAGGAAUUUGCGUGGUUGAUGUACGAUGAUGAGUCAGGGAAAAUGUUCUGCCAAUAUUGCCUACAUUUUCCAAACAGCAAAAACAAGCAGUCUUCGUUUUGUUGCGGGAGUCAAAAUUUUCAGCUGGACGGGCUAAGAUCUCAUGAAAGAUCUGCUGGACAUGUAUUGAGUGUGGAUGCUAAAGUUGCUAAAACCAAAGGUGCAAGAAAAGGGACAAUCGAUGCUGAAUUGCUAAGACUAGAGAAAGAUACUGUUGCAAAGAUGGAAAAGCUGUUUAAUACAGCCUACUACGUAUGCUAUCUCAAGAUGCCUUUUUCCAGUUUUCCUCAUUUGUGUUCUCUUCAAACUAAAAAUGGACUUGUGUUAGGACAAACAUAUAGAAAUGAUCAUGGAUGUAAAGAAUUUUGUAAGCAUAUAUCCCAGGUCAUGAAAGAAGAACAAGCAGCUAUUAUUAAGAAUGCACGAUUUCUGUCUGUAUUGGCGGAUGGAAGCACAGAUUUUAGUGUGACUGAGGAGGAAAUUGUUUAUGUGAGAUGUGCUUUGCCAUCAGCAGAAACCAUAACAUUUUAUGUGGGACUGAAAGAGGUUCCUAGUGCAAAAGCACCUGGAAUUCUUCAUGCCAUUGAAACAGUGAUGGACGAAAAAGAUGAGCACUGGAAAGAAAAGCUUAUUUCUACCGGUACAGAUGGUGCUUCAGUCAUGAUAGGUAGACUAGGUGGUGUUGUGGCAAUGUUGCAAGCCCAAGUUCCACAUGUAAUUGGAAUCCACUGUGUUGCUCAUAAAUUGGAACUAGCUUUUGCUGACACAGUCAAGUCAUGUGAGGUCAUGAAACAGGUGAAAGAAGUGCUUACUGGCUGUUGGAAACACUACAGGUACUCUGCCAAGGCAGUAAGAGAACUGAAGGAGCUUGCAGAUGCUAUGGAGGUCAAUGUGGGAAAACCUACAAAGGCUGAUGGGACCAGAUGGGUACCACACUUUUUACGAGCAAUUGAAGUGUUAGUUGGGAAAAACUACAAGGUGAUAGUUGCACACUUUGCUCAUACAGCAGAAGCAAAUGAUUCAUCUGCUGAGAUGCAAGGAAGAGCGAAAAAUGUCUACAAAAAACUGACUAGCUACAGAUUUUUACAGUACUUGCAUUUGUUGUGGGAUAUUGCUUUUGAAAUAUCCAAAGUCUCCCUUGUCUUCCAGAGAAAUGAAGUUGCAGUAUCAGAUGUGAAACAUGAACUAGACAGGGUUGACCUUGCCCUGCAUAACAUGGCCAGACGUGGAGGUAGGCAUUUGCAGUCAUUCCAAGAAAAAGUUGGUGAUGGAGAAGUAUUUCAGGAUGUGAAUCUCAAGAGAGCAGAGAAUGAUACAGAAACAUUUGCUAGAAACAGGGAAAAUAUUCUCAGUGAUUCAAGGAGAUUUGUGCAGCAAAGGUUUGAGAGUUUCUGCUCUCCUGUUCUGAAAGCAGCAGCUGUGAUUACAGAUCACAAUUCAUGGCCAAGAACAAGGGAUCAGCUAGGAAUGUAUGGUGAGGAGGAUGUUGUGGUCCUGGCCAAUCACUACAGAGAUGUGCUGAACAGAAAUGACUUUGAUAUUGAUGAGGCAAAAGACGAAUGGCUAUCCUUGAAACUACAUGCCUUGAAUACCAGGGCCAUGGAAACCCUGACAAAGCAAGUCUUCUGGAACCAAAUAUACAAAGUAAACCAUGCACAGUUCUCACAUGUGCUUAUGCUCGUGGAGAUAAGCUUUACCAUGGCUGUUUCAACCUCUUGUUGUGAAAGGGGUUUUUCUUGUAUGUCAAGACUUAAGACUGAAUACAGAAAUUCCCUUGACGUGUCCACAGUCGACCACUUAAUGAACAUUUGUCUGAAUGGUCCCAGUCCAGAAGAAUUUGUUGCUGAGAAAGCCAUUAUUCACUGGGUGCAAGAAUCACAGAGGGCUCGCCGACCUAACUUCUUGGAUUAAAGUUUAAGGGACAGUGACAGAUGAAAACACCUCAC